This is a messenger RNA of Acromyrmex echinatior (Panamanian leafcutter ant), 456 nucleotides long. RefSeq names its product putative gustatory receptor 28b. Gene Ontology annotation, cellular component: neuronal cell body; membrane; axon. NCBI's taxonomy places the organism in Eukaryota, Metazoa, Arthropoda, Insecta, Hymenoptera, Formicidae. The record is from RefSeq and is a predicted model, not a curated record. Gene Ontology annotation, biological process: male courtship behavior; sensory perception of taste; chemosensory behavior.
UACCACAAUUUUAAUCGAGAUGAAGAAAACGGGCAAUAUAGUGCAUGAUCUUUUAAAUUGUGCAGUCAGAAAAGAGACAAAAGCAGAGCUCAAGAAAUUUUCGCUUCAGUUGCUACAUCGCAAAAUACAAUUUACAGCUAACGGAUAUUUUACGCUCGAUAAUACUUUUCUUCAUUCGCUAAUUGGCACAGUGGUGACAUAUUUGGUAAUACUUGUGCAAUUUCAAAUGGGAAGUUCGCGUUCAUCGAUCAGACAACAAUGUAACUAUACAGGGAGAGAUUUAGAAUAAGAAGCGGAAUAAUAAAUUGAAGAUGAGGAAAAACAUAAUGAGAAGUAGCCUCUUAAAUUGGAAUCUAAAAUCCAAUUAAAUGCAAUUAAUGUGCAUGCAGGAUUGUAGUUCUGAAACUUCUUAUUGUAACUUCCUAAUACAAUCAAUUCUGAUUUGUAGAACUAAAA